UUUUGAGGGGGGGUUUUCAAAAGAAAAAGCGGGGGUUGCGGGUUUCACUGUACUUCACUGCCUGCUUCACUUCCAAGUUCCCACGCUAGAGAGAGAGAGAGAGAGAGAGAGAGAGGUACAUAUUCUGCGACGCAGCAAUGGAAGUUCCGAAAGAUCAAAUCUCCACACUCCUCGAUCUUGGCCUCUCCAACUCAGCUCAAGUGCUCGGUUGUUUUCUUGUUUCAUCUUCUACCGUAAACGCCGAUACCAGUCCCCUUGUCAAAGCCGAAAACUUGGUCCUCCUUGGCGAUGCGCUGUUCCGCGAGAGAGAGUAUCGCAGGGCAAUUCAUACAUACAAGCAAGCACUGCAACACUGCAAGAUUGGUCCGAAACAGAGCACAGUGGCUAGAAAUUCAUUGUCUGCACCAAACAGGUCGUCCUCUCCUAAUUCUUUUAACCUUUUGGGGAUUAAUGAAAAUGAGGUAAAGUUCAAGAUCGCAUCUUGUCAUUGUUCACUGAAUGAGAAUAGAGCUGCCCUUGUCGAGAUGGAGGGGAUUCCAAGCAAAUCUAGAAAUUUGCAAAUGAAUCUACUGAUGGGAAAGCUUUAUCGAAAUUCUGCACAAACUCGUGCUGCCAUUGCCUGUUACAAGGAGUCUUUGAGACAUUGCCAUUAUGUUAUUGAGGCUAUCAUAGCCUUGGCUGAACUGGGAGUUCCUGCUAAAGAUAUUAUUUCCCUAUUUCCUCAGACGCCAAAUAGAAGCGGGAGACCUCCAUUUGAUCAUAUUGACUCAAGUCGCUGGUUGCAGCGUUAUGUUGAAGCCCAAUGUUGCAUUGCUUCAAAUGAUUACAAAGGUGGUUUGGAACUCUUCACUGAACUUCUACAACGUUUUCCUAAUAACAUACACGUAUUACUUGAAAUGGCGAAGGUUGAAGCCAUUAUUGGAAAGAAUGAUGAAGCCAUCAUGAAUUUUGAAAAGGUCCGAUCAAUUGAUCCAUACCUUGUCACAUAUAUGGAUGAGUAUGCGAUGCUUUUGAAGAUAAAGUCUGAUCAUUCAAAGCUGAACAAAUUAGUGCAUGAUUUGCUCAGUAUUGAUCCUACCAGGCCAGAAGUUUUUGUAUCUUUGUCUGCUUUAUGGGAGAGGAAAGAUGAGAGGGGAGCUUUAUCUUAUGCCGAGAAGAGCAUUCGAAUUGAUGAGAGGCACAUACCAGGUCAUAUAAUGAAGGGUAAUUUGUUCCUAUCCAUGAAUCGGCCAGAAGCAGCUGUACUUGUUUUCAGGGGAGCUCAGGCAUUGAGACCUGAUCUUCGUUCUUAUCAAGGUUUGGUUCGUUCUUAUUUGGCACUUUCGAAAAUCAAAGAAGCUUUGCAUUCAGCGAGGGAGGCAAUGAAGGCCAUGCCUCAAUCGGCGAAAGCUUUAAAAUUAGUGGGUGAUGUGCAUGCUAGUAACUCUGGUGGAAGAGAGAAGGCAAAAAAGUUUUAUGAGUCAGCCCUCAGGUUGGAACCUGGUUACCUGGGAGCUGCAUUAGCAUUAGCUGAGCUCCAUGUCAUUGAGGGAAGAAACGGGGAUGCUGUCUCUCUCCUCGAGCGAUAUCUCAAAGAUUGGGCUGACGAUUCUCUUCAUGUUAAGCUGGCUCAAGUAUAUGCUGCCACAAAUAUGCUGCAAGAGGCCUUGUCUCAUUUUCAGGCUGCACUAAGGAUAAACCCACAGAAUGAAGCUGCAAAAAAGGGAUUAGAACGCUUGGAGAAGCAAAUGAAGGGCGUGGAUCCAGAUGCCCCCGAAGAAGAUGAAGAAAAUGAGGUAGAGGAUGCAGAUGGAGAUCAGAUAGAGACCGAGCUUUUGUGAUUGAGAGAUGGAAGAAUCCUUUCAUCAUCUCGUGUGAGGACUGCCAUGAUUACAACUUCACGGCUUUGUUUGGAUUUAUCAACAGGACAAGAGGUUUAGUAGUAGCUUUGAAACUAGAGGUGAGGAUGGAUUGAAAGUAGAGGAGACUUAUUUUCUUGGGGCCAUUGUACUAAUAUAAUUCUGUAUAGAUUUACUUCCGAUCUUUUGUUAUAGAAUUCUCAAUUUCCAUGUAGAAGUCCAUAGGUAGAGAUCAACUACGCAAAUUUCUUGUUAGAUGGUUGCAUUCAGCAUCAUAUAAAACAUUUACAAAUUCGUCCAUUUCCACGACAAACAAUUGAAGGAGCAGAUAAAAUUUGGGCCUC
This is a messenger RNA of Rhododendron vialii, 2182 nucleotides long. RefSeq names its product anaphase-promoting complex subunit 7. The record is from RefSeq and is a predicted model, not a curated record. The transcript is spliced from 18 exons. Gene Ontology annotation, molecular function: protein binding. NCBI's taxonomy places the organism in Eukaryota, Viridiplantae, Streptophyta, Magnoliopsida, Ericales, Ericaceae. Gene Ontology annotation, biological process: cell division. The coding region runs from base 138 to 1820 and encodes 560 amino acids.